Messenger RNA from Charadrius vociferus (killdeer), 531 nucleotides. Its product is annotated as myoD family inhibitor domain-containing protein-like. The transcript is spliced from 3 exons. The coding region runs from base 1 to 531 and encodes 176 amino acids. Lineage: Eukaryota; Metazoa; Chordata; Aves; Charadriiformes; Charadriidae. The record is from RefSeq and is a predicted model, not a curated record.
AUGGAGAGAAUGACUGUGUUUCUUGGUCUCUUGAUCACUUCGCAGACAGAUAACCAGCUUACAAAUGAAAAACAUACAGAUGAAAAGCCUAUGAAAGGUAUUGUUAUGAGUUCUGUCGCAGAAUUCAGCAUCACAAACGCUUCAUCAAAGGGUACCAAAAAUGAGAAGAAAUUGUCAGACGCGAGCACAUCAUCCAUCGCUUCCCUGGAGAAAUGCAGAGAAUUCACUUACAUUGAAGAUGACGCAUCAGUACAUCAGAGAGACAGUGACGAUGAAUGCGCAACGCUUAUCCUGGCCUGCUUGUUCUGCCAAUUUUGGGACUUUCUUAUAAUGCUGCCUGAUACCUGUGAACAUUGGCUGACAGAUACCUGUUGUCCAUACAAUAGAUACUACCAGACAUCCAACGAAGACCACACCAACAAUGACUGCAACUGUGACUGUGACAUUGAUUGCAGCAUUUUUGAGUCCUGCCACGAGACUGGUGAAUGCCUGGAGCUUGCCAUGGAGAUUUCCGAAGUCUGCUAUCGCUAA